AUGGUUGAAAAUGCUUUAAAACUUUUCGUAGCUGUUUGCACCUUGAGCCUAGCAGCCUUAGUCUGCGCACAAACCAAUACACUCGAUGUAGCCGAACCCUCUAACGAAUACUUACCACCCGUACCAGCCGAAGUUGAAGAUGAAUCGGCUAAAUUAACCGAUGAUGGUUAUCGCUAUAAAACGGUACGCAAAUUAAAAUAUCGUGCUCGCCAUAGACGAGAUGUAUCUCAAGAAUAUCUACCACCCGUACAAGAACCCACCCAAGAGUAUUUGCCACCUGCGGAAGAGAAGGCAGAAACUAAAUUAGCCGAUGAUGGUUAUCGCUAUAAAACAGUGCGUAAAUUGAAAUUACGUACACGUCAUCGUCGUGAUGUUAGCGAAAUAGAACAACCCAGCAAGGAUUAUUUACCGCCAAUCGAUAUUGAAUUGGCUCGUCAGAGACGUGAAGUCUCUGCCCCCGUUAAUGAAUAUUUGCCACCAGCUGAGGAGGCAGAUGAAGCUGAAACUGAUGAUACAGUUGCGGUUAAAAGUGCUGAAUUGGCCGAUGAUGGUUAUCGUUAUAAAACUGUACGCAGAUUAAGAUAUCGUGCUCGUCAUUAGAACCGUAUGACAUCAGGUAUCAGAUGAUGGACUGACUUGUGGAUUUGAUAAUGAUUUUGAUGGUAUAUUUCAUAGAGCAUAAGUUUUAUAUUAUAAGUUUUCUUAAAUAAAGCAAAAGGAAGUUAAA
Molecule: messenger RNA, 727 nt
Organism: Lucilia cuprina (Australian sheep blowfly)
Lineage: Eukaryota; Metazoa; Arthropoda; Insecta; Diptera; Calliphoridae
Exons: 2
Coding region: 1-600 (199 amino acids)
Source: RefSeq, a predicted model, not a curated record